GAAUUUUACGAAGAAGUAGACGACGAGCAAUUUGAAAUAGUAUUUGUCUCACUCGAUCAUUCAGAAGAGGAUUUGAAUGUUUAUCUAAGAGAAUCACAUGGCAAUUGGUAUCAUCUCCCUUAUGGGUCCAGUGAAAUUGAAGAACUGAAAAGUAAGUACGAAAUUGCUGGGAUUCCUAUGCUUAUUGUGAUCAAACCCGAUGGUAAUGUCAUUACUAAAAAUGGUCGAGCUGAUGUUUCGGGUAAAGCUCCACCGCAAACGCUUUCGGGUUGGUUAGCAGCUGCAUAA
Acanthocheilonema viteae is the source of this 288-nucleotide messenger RNA. Lineage: Eukaryota; Metazoa; Nematoda; Chromadorea; Rhabditida; Onchocercidae. The record is from the annotation of a GenBank genome assembly.